AUGGCCACCGAGAGAGACAGCAACUGUCCCAUCUGCCAGGACUCCUGGAAAGAUGUGGCUUCUGCUCUGCCCUGUCACCACCAGUUCUGCCUGGGCUGCAUCCUGCGGUGGACACACAGAAAUCCCUCAUGCCCACUCUGCAGGACACCGAUAGAGACCAUCAGGUUUUCUGAGCAGGAUGAAUGGGACUAUGUAGAGCUGGUCAUCACCUCCCCUGCAGCAUCGCCAGAAGCCCAUAGCAUGGCAGGGAGAACUCCCAAUCACGUGGAGGAAACCAGUAUGCAUGGCCCUGAGGUGUCCCCUCCGUCUUCUCCACAGGGAACACUGUCCCCAGAUGAGCAGGGGCCUGCAGGGCCAGAGCGUGUGGGUGGCCUCCUGCCUGAGGAGUGGGCUGGACUAUUCCAACAAAACCAGCAUCUCCUGGAGCCUGUGCGGCCCUGGCUCUGUGAGAGGCUGGAGCGAAUAUGCCGGGGCUGGUGGUGGCUAGUUGAGGCUGCAGAGAGCUGCAUCCUGCGCUACCUCUGCAGCUGUGGUCUGGAUACAGAGGCCUUGGCCCAGAGGCUGCUGGUUUCCCUUGAGGGGCACACAGCACCGCUGAUCCAUGGCCUCAUCGAGGUUGUUGCAGCCCAGUGCAGCGAGGAGGCCCAGAGGCUUCUGCAUUCCCAUACUGCUGGGGAUGAGGACACCAGUCAAGCAGAGAGCACCAGCUCCAGCAGAUCCAAGUCCAGCAGUUUCAGCUCCAGCAGUUCCCAGGAGAGCACUCCUACCAGUGGCUCCAAUGUGGAGGAAGAAACUGGUACCUCAGAGGUCACUUACCAUGGGGUUCCCAGCCACCCCCCACCUGUGCGCAACCCCACAGAGCGGGAUCAGCCACAGAAGGAGCCGGAGCAGCCAGCAGUGGCUGGUCACUCUUCACAGGGUAGCAGCUGCAGCCCUUCUGCUCCCAGUAGGGCAGGGACUGACGGGUGA
Molecule: messenger RNA, 969 nt
Organism: Pseudopodoces humilis (Tibetan ground-tit)
Lineage: Eukaryota; Metazoa; Chordata; Aves; Passeriformes; Paridae
Source: RefSeq, a predicted model, not a curated record